Molecule: messenger RNA, 1692 nt
Organism: Penicillium expansum
Lineage: Eukaryota; Fungi; Ascomycota; Eurotiomycetes; Eurotiales; Aspergillaceae
Gene: rex3
Product: putative RNA exonuclease Rex3
Exons: 1
Coding region: 1-1692 (563 amino acids)
Cellular component (GO): nucleus
Molecular function (GO): nucleic acid binding; exonuclease activity
Source: RefSeq, a predicted model, not a curated record
AUGGGACGGCUCUCACCAAAAUCAGUUGCUCCCAAGCAAAGUCUAAAUACAAAAGAUACUUCAAAAUCUCAAGAAAUCGCCCAGCCUACCUCAAGCGAUGGCCCGCCAAAGCCCUCAGGGAACGAGCCUGCGAAGCGCAUUAAUACUGCGUCGGCUGGAUAUUCAUCACAACUUCCUCCUCGCAACGCUCCAAAAGAAACUUUGAAUCCUCGCAUGCUUGCCCAUGCACCGGCAACUCAUGGCAGUCGGACUACCAUUCUCCAGAAGCUACACUCAGCCAUGACUGCUCUCAACGAAAAGCUACGAAAGGACAAGAAUAGCUCGAAUAGAUGUUUUGUCCUAACCCCCGACGAAAUUAUCACAAUGGCUCUAGAUGAGGAAGAGAAAUUCGCGAGGGACAGUCCAAGCGUUUACGGCAACGUUAUCAAACUUCGAAUCGUGAGAGUUACAAAGAUGGGUGUCGACGAAUGGGCCAAGGAGGUGAUGUCCCAUCUGAAUGCGCGAUAUUAUAAGAUAAAUCCCAUUCAGAAGCCGCCGGCCAUUCCCAGGCCUAUCAAUACAGGUCUCACCCCCGCAGAAGAAAUCGCAGUUGUAUCCCAGCUAGUCACACCUCUCACUGGCCUCGAAGAACAUGGAUAUGUCACGAAGCAGCCCACAAAUGCAGACAUAGAAACCGCCAAGAGAGGCGUUGGUGAGUCCAAGGGCUGGGAGAAGUGUGAUAGAUGCGGUCAACGAUUCCAGGUAUUUCCAGGUCGUCGCGAGGAUGGUGCACUGGCCAGCGGUGGCCCCUGUAACUAUCAUCCAGGACGGCCUGUUUACCCUCAGCGCAAGAAAACAGAUCAUGUCACCGGUCCCUCCCAGCCAUACUUCCCCUGCUGCAGCGAAGCACUGGGAACGUCUACCGGCUGCACCAGAGCCGAGACACAUGUGUACAAGGUCUCGGAGACUAAGCGACUUGCAUCCAUCCUCCAGUUCCAGACAACCCCAUCUCAACCAGGAAAAGGACCUCUGGAACCGGUCUCUAUUGAUUGUGAGAUGGGCUACACGACCUUAGGUCUCGAACUGAUUCGUCUCACUGCGGUCAGCUGGCCUAAAGGCUCUGACCUCCUUGAUGUGCUGGUCCGGCCUAUGGGCGAGGUAUUAGAUCUGAACACACGCUUUUCCGGUGUCACGCCACAACACUAUGCUUCUGCUAGCCCGUAUGGGACUCCAAUUCCCAGCAACAAUUCACCGUCAGCAGACGAGAAAAAGAAAACCAACCCACCCUUGCAGCUUGUUCAGUCACUCGCGGAGGCGCGCGGGCUACUUCUGAAGCUCCUCCAGCCUGACACGCCUCUCAUCGGCCAUGCAAUCGACAACGACCUCAACGCUUGCCGUAUCAUCCACCCCACGGUCAUUGACACCGUUCUCCUGUACCCCCACCCUAGAGGUCUCCCCAUUCGCAUAAGUCUCAAGGCGCUUGUUCAAAGGCACCUUGGCCGCGACAUCCAGGUCGGGGACAAUGGGCACGACUCAAGGGAGGAUUCCAUUGCUACCGGUGAUCUUGUGAGAGUGAAAGUGAGCGAGAAAUGGAAACAGCUGAAGAAGAAGGGACAUAAAAUUGAGGAUGGCAAGUUGGUCCGUCCGGAUGGCCAAGUAGCAACAAUCACAUCUUCAUGGACGACGGUCCAGAAGAGCAAGUCCAGCAGGUGA